CCGCGCGACCGCCGCGCAUGGUGCCUUCGCCGCCCUCCUCGAUCCCUUCUCGUUCCAUUUAAAGCAUCGGUCGGUGUCGGCUUCAAGCGAUCCUUCGAUUCCGGAGAGGUCGGCGGGGGAGAAAGGCUUGCGCGAUCUGUAAGCAAUCGACUACCGUUUGGCUUUGAACUUAUUUAUACGCCUCGCGCACGGUCAGUAAAUUUGGUUUUUGCUGUUCCCUGAGUUGAAUCCAAGGAGGCAGCAAUAAGUGGGUCGUCUUUGACGACGCAGAAGCUUGAGUUUCCUUUCUUCUUGUUGUUCAAUCCACUUCCCCUUUUUUGCCAUUUAUACGGGGAAAGAAGAGAUUCCAGGAGAACUGGCGAAGAUUGGUAUUGUUUGGCGAAUUCUGUACUAGUAUUGGUUUUUUCUUCUUUGACUCUUUCUUCCUUGCAUGGGUGGUAAUGGAGACCGCUUUAACUUGUUAGAAUAGGAGUGGGGCAAGAGAAUCAUUUAAAAUAAGAAGAUCGAAGCUUGGAGCUGAGCCCCAGGUAGAUAUAAAAAAGGAAUCUUUUUUCUUGGAACUGAGCCCCAUGUUUUUCUCUUUCUUUUAUUCAUUAGAUUUGAGGUGGGAAUUUGAUCGGGAAACUAGAAGCCAGUGGAUUAUAAUGUAUUGGUCGGAAGUGGGGCGGUAAAAAGAAGGUACCAAUGACUGACAGCCCUAAUCACUCCGGGUGCUUUGUGUCAGAAAUUAUGUGCUUGUUUGGGGGAAAGAAAAGGUGCUCAGAUGGAUUUCGAUGUACUUUUGCGGUGUAUUGACUUAUCACAAUGCAGCUUUGGAUGACAGACAACAACAACAACAACAAGCUUUGGAUGACAGACCUUUUCUUUAAAAUCUCGUCUGUGAUGUGUGAUGAGAGAAGUCCAAGAUUUGUAGCUUACGACCUUGGUUUUGUGGGAGAAGAACCCCGUUGGAUGGAGAUCACGUCUUCUUGUAGCCUUAUCUAGGCUUUGUCUCUUCUUUGUUAAAGGUUUGAUCGUGUCGACUUGCUUGGUAUGUGAAGGGCUGACAUAUGAUAGACCAGUCAAAGGUCUUUUUUUGUCAGAAAAAUAAAGUUUGUUAGAUUUUUAUGGGGAGGAGUGAAAAGUCAUAAUAAAAUAAGAGCAGACCUCUUGGAUCAGAAAAUACAGCGAAUUCAGUGGAGCUGAAAAUUAAAGACGAGAGAGUGUCUUAGGGAAAAAUCUUCAUCUGUGAACAAAGGAUUGUGUUAGUGAGACCACCUGAUCACUGGUGGAACGGCCCUUAUAUAUGAUUCAUGGCAGAACUAAGUCAAUGAGAACAGGGAGGUAAUCCUUUAUCCUGUGAGUGUAUUUCUCUUGGCUGAAUGUUUAGGAACUGAAGGAGAGACCAUAUGCUUCAGGGCUAAGCAUUUCUCUGAAGGUUGUCAGGUUUUGAGAGUUGAGUAGGAAGUGCACACGUUUUAAGCAGGAUCUUUUCCGAUCGUACAGGUUUGCAGAGAUGUUAAUGUCCUUAGCUAGAUAACCAGAGGAUAUUAGUCAACACCUUUCUGCAAGUGUUUCUUGUAGCAUGGAUUUGACUUCCAAGAUUCCUUUCCAUCGGGACUGGGAAAAUUUUUCUCUAUUCAGCAGAAAAGAAGGUGAGAUUUCUAAACCUGCACAGCGAUGUGAAUGGGAAGUUGUUGAUAACCAUGGGAGCUAUGGGAAUGGCAAUGGAUCUGUAUACUCAUCCGUCGGUGGACUCGGUCCUGGCUCAGACUUGGGUAAUGGUUCAUCAAGAAGCUCUAUUUCAUCAUCCAUAGGUUUUCCAUCAAAAGCAGGGACCGGAGCUUUAAGGUUCAUCAUUGACUCGGUGGAAAAACCUCCUGAGAUCCUAAAGGUGAAUAAAGACUUAGCCAUGGUGGAAACCGGAAUUUUGCAUAAGGUGGUGGCCGUAGAGGGCCCUAAGGAACCUCGUACCCAGCUGAAGCUUGGCAAGAGGACAUACUUCGAAGGAGGAAUUCAUAGCACAAACUCAUCUUCUUUAGCUUCUACGAAUCCAUCCAUUGGUUUGGUAAAGAAACCAAAGGUAUCACAGCAGAACAUGCAGAGUUCACAUUGCCAAGUUGAAGGUUGUCAUGUUGAUCUUUCGGCAGUUAAAGAUUAUCAUCGCAAGCAUAGAGUCUGUGAGGGUCAUUCUAAGUCUCCUAAGGUUAUAGUUGCUGGUCAGACAUGCAGGUUCUGUCAACAGUGUAGCAGGUUUCAUGAUUUAUCCGAGUUUGAUCAGAAAAAGCGAAGCUGCCGAAGACGCCUAUUUGACCAUAAUGCACGGCGACGCAAACCGCAGCCAGAGACAAUCAAAUUUGGUUCUUCAGUAUUUUCUGCAUCAUAUUAUGAUGAUAGACAACAGAUGAAUCUUAUGUUUGGUCGAGAUCCUUUUAAUCAUGUGACAAACAUGGCCAAUUCCACAUGGGAUGACUCUGGUGGCUUCAAACUUAUUCCAUCUCAAGGGCGUUGGAUAAAUUUUGGUAAUUCAGGAGACAUUAAUGAACAAUUGCAUUUUCCCAGCAAUGGAAUAUCAAAAAAUGUUUCCAGAGUUAACCAUGAUUGGGAUGGGCUCUUGCCUUUCAAGGGCACAAAUGCGGAGGCCACCAACAAAGGUCCUGGAGCACCUGUUUUUGCUUCUAACUUGGAUGGAGCACUGGAUCUUCAACGUGCUCUCUCUCUUCUGUCAACUGAAUCUUGGGUUCCAUACCAGGAACCUAUUUCUGAUUUCCAAUCUGUCAAUGCAAACAUUAUAACAUCUCAUUCUGCAAUCCAUCCAACAAAUGCAACGACAGUCUCCUGGCAAAAGACUGAGCUGCUCCUCCCCCGGCCAUCGCUGUUCAACCUACAAAACCAUGUUAGCCAGAUUUAGGAGUUUCAGCUAGAAAACAAUGUUUUCUUGACUCCACUCAUACACAUAUCUCAUAUCCAGAUGACCAUUUCAUGGAGAGUGAAAUGCGAGGAACUGGAAAUUUUCGGUGAUCACUUACCUUGGCGUUGCUAAUAUCAUUUUCAGCUGGAGACCAAAUAAAGUUCUUUGAGGCGGUCUUCAUCCGUUUCAUAUUCAUAUAUAGAGUUCUCAUCAUUCAUUGAAGAACAUUGGGGAUCUUGUCUUAGUUUGGUAGUUUGAUGCAGGGGUUUAACAGCUCAUUAAUUUGUGUGAUGAUUGGAUUAUGAGCUUAUUAUUUUUGUUUCUGAAGUGACUGGUGGCUAUUUAAGGGCUCUUUAGACUGUAAAGCACUCGUGGUGGAGAGGCUGGCAAGUACUCCAUCAGGCAUUGCAUAUGAAUGAUUAGAAAACAAAUUAUGAAACCCAUAAACAACUAUUAUUAUAAAUUGAUUAUGGAAAUUGAUCAGACAAUAAUUUUGGCCAA
Musa acuminata subsp. malaccensis (wild Malaysian banana) is the source of this 3391-nucleotide messenger RNA. The record is from RefSeq and is a predicted model, not a curated record. NCBI's taxonomy places the organism in Eukaryota, Viridiplantae, Streptophyta, Magnoliopsida, Zingiberales, Musaceae.